CGUUCCCCUUCUCCUCCGCGGGAGCUGAGCGCCAAACUCAAACUCUGUCAGGCCGGGGACUUCUUACAAACUGGCACUGAGGCCCAGGCCUGCUGGGCUUUUUCUCACAGCCGUCGGGGCAGCGGUCCGACAUGAGUCAAGUUCUGUUCCAGGACCUUGUCCCCUUGCAAGUGAAGUGCAAAGACUGUGAGGAGAGGAGAGGAAGUGUCAGAGUGAGCAUUGAACUACAGUCGCUUUCUAACCCAGUGCACAGAAAGGAUUUAGUCAUCCGUCUGACUGAUGAUACAGAUCCAUUUUUUCUAUAUAACCUUGUUAUAUCUGAGGAAGAUUUUCAAAGUUUAAAAUUGCAGCAGGGUCUCCUGGUGGACUUCUUAGCUUUUCCACAGAAGUUUAUAGACCUCCUUCAGCAGUGUACCCAGGAACAUGUGAAAGAGACUCCAAGGUUUCUGCUGCAGCUCAUUUCUUCAGCAACUCUUUUGGAUAACUUGCCAGUAUUUUUAAAUGUCGUGGAGACAAAUCCUUUCAAGCAUCUUAUUCACCUGUCAUUAAAGCUUUUACCUGGAAAUGAUGUAGAGAUAAAGAAAUUUCUAGCAGGCUGUCUGAAAUGCAGCAAGGAAGAAAAAUUAUCAUUGACUAAAUCACUAGACGAUGUUACCAGGCAACUGCACAUUACACAAGAGACGUUAUCAGAGAAAACACAAGAAUUAGAUAAACUGCGGAGUGAAUGGGCCUCACACACAGCAUCAUUGGCAAAUAAACAUUCUCAGGAGUUAACAAAUGAGAAGGAAAAAGCCUUGCAGGCACAGGUUCAGUACCAGCAGCAGCAUGAGCAACAGAAAAAGGAGCUGGAAGCCCUCCAUCAACGAAAUAUCCACCAGCUUCAAAACAGAGUGUCUGAAUUAGAGGCAGCUAAUAAAGACCUCACUGAGAAGAAGUAUAAAGGAGACGCCACUGUCAGAGAACUGAAAGCGAAACUUGCUGGUGUGGAAGAGGAGCUGCAGCGGGCUAAGCAAGAGGUCCUUUCUCUGAGAAGAGAGAAUUGUACUCUGGAUGCCGAAUGCCAUGAGAAAGAAAAGCAUAUUAACCAGCUACAAACAAAAGUGGCAGUUUUAGAACAGGAAAUCAAGGAUAAAGACCAGCUUGUUCUGAGAACAAAAGAAGCAUUCGAUACAAUCCAAGAACAAAAGGUGGCUUUAGAAGAAAAUGGUGAGAAAAAUCAGGUCCAACUGGGAAAACUUGAAGCUACAAUAAAAUCAUUAUCAGCAGAACUUCUGAAGGCAAAUGAAAUUAUCAAGAAGUUACAAGGGGAUCUUAAAACUCUCAUGGGUAAAUUGAAACUGAAGAAUACAGUUACUAUUCAGCAAGAAAAACUAUUGGCUGAGAAGGAAGAAAUGCUACAGAAGGAGCGAAAGGAGUUGCAGGAUGCCGGACAGUCUCUUCGAGCCAAAGAGCAAGAGGUAUGCAAAUUGCAAGAGCAAUUAGAAACUACAGUUGAGAAACUUGAAGAAAGUAAACAACUUUUAAAAAAUAAUGAAAAAUUAAUCACGUGGCUAAACAAAGAACUAAAUGAAAACCAGCUGGUAAGAAAACAAGACACACUGGGCCCCUCUACCACUCCGCCUGCACGUUGUAGCAGCACCGCCGUCAGAAGUGGGGUUUCUCCCAGCCUGAACGUGGUUGAUAAUAGACUAAAUUACCCAAGCUGUGGAAUUGGCUAUCCUGUCUCUUCUGCGUUUGCAUUCCAGAAUGCUUUCCCUCCUGUAAUAUCUGCCAAAAACACCAGUCAUCCGAUCUCAGGACCAAAGGUUCAGUUUAACUUGCAGCUUACAAAACCAAGCACAUCGCUAGAUGCGCAGCCAGGAACAGCUGUUAGCAGGCCUUGUUCAACUGAGAAAGAAAAUAGUGAAAAUUUAGGACUGGAAUCCAAAUACCUGAAGAAAAGAGAAGCUAGUAUUCCUUUACGUGGACUCAGCCAGAAUCUGUUUAGUACUUCAGACCAUCAGAAAGAUGGCAUACUGGGAACAUUACAGACAUCUUCCAAACCCACAAUUCUCCCCUCUUCAUCUUCAGCAUAUUUUCCUGGGCAAUUACCAAAUAGUUAAUCCAGCACCUUUCAUUUCUUACUGACAGUUUAGACAACAAAACCAAUUUUUCUUGUUCCUGUUAGAUCACCUGAAUCCUUUGUAAUACUGCUGCCAUUUACAAACUUAGGAGAUUGUCAAAGAUUCUGAGUAAAUGGUAUUUUUUAUUCUGUAAACAGAAUGUUUCUAAAAAUAUCACUGAAUUUUAUCAGAUUCUUACCACUUGGUCUGAAUAAGAAACAGCCUAAAGAAAAAUGUGCCCUACAAGGGAAUAGUAACUAGAAAGCUUGUGAUUCAUGCUAUCAUGUUUAUUAGUAUAGCAAUUCUUAAUUGGCCACCUGAGAAUUGGGAGAAAUAGCUUCCAUCUGUGAUUAUUGAUCUUUACACCAAAGUCCUUAUACUUUUAAAGUUUGUUCUUUUGGGUUGUUUUGUUUUGAGACAGGAUUUUUCUCUGUAGCCUGGAACUCACCUGUACUGUAGACCAAGCUGGCCUUGAACUUAGAGAUCCACCUGCCUCUCCCAGAUGCCUGGCUCAUACAUUAUAUUUGGAUUUAUUCUUCCCCCUUCCAUCUCUUCCCAGAUGGUCUACACCUCCAUCCUGGUUAUGGGCUCUGCCCUGGAGUUUGGUUGAUAUACCUACCCAUUGACACUCUUAAGCACUUUAAAUCGCUGAAAUGAAUUAAGUAUUCAUAGUGAGUAAAUUCUUUUCCCUGAAACAUUUCAUCUAUGAAGUAAUUUUAUGUAUUUUUAUGUGAAAAUAAUUUGGACAUUGUAUUCACAUGGCUAAAUUGCUUUAGUCAGUCAUCUGGGCUGAGUUUAGAGCACAAAAUUCCUUCAGUGUGUAAUGGCAUCAUGAAUAUUCAUAGUAUUUUUAUAAAACCAAAAUUUGCACUGUUGAUAAAAGAAGGAAAAUUAACUACUGAAAUUUACAAUUUUCUUUCUCACUGCUAAAUCUCCUAAGAACUAUUCCUUGGAAAUUAAGUAGUUUGCAAAAAACAAAACAAAACAAAAACUCAAAAAGCAACAGCAUGGUUCAGUAGUUAAGACCUUGUAUUGCUCUUCAGAGGACCUUUCCUUGGCACAUACUGCACUUGUGUGCAAAUAAAUACCCAUGUAUGAACGGACGUACAAAACACAAAUCUUUAACUUAAGGUUCCAUUGUGUUCUUAUUGACAACUACCCAAAGGACAUUAAAAUCCUACUAAGACCCCAAAUCUUAUUUGUAACCUGCUAACAAUCAUGUGAUAGUUUUAAAAGGUCUCAAGGGGCUUUAGAAACAGAUCAGUGGUUGAUGGCUGCUCUUCCAGGACUGAGAGUGCUAUUCCCAUUGCCCACAUGGCAGCUCACAACUGUCUGUAACUAGAGAUCCAAGAGACCUGCUUCCCCCUCUGGUCUCUUGAGUGCAUUAGGCAUGCACGUGGUAUGCAGGCAAAACAUUCAUAAAUAUUAAAAAGCAUUUUUCACCAAGUACUUUACACAGCUGAAGACACUUCAAGGUAGUGACGUGUCAACUUUACUAGGACCACAGGAAGACAGGGAUUUUUAAUCUCACUUUCAGGAUGCUGGCAGCUGCCAGCUAUCUUCAAUAAGGGGUGUAAUUAAAAAUCCAGUGAUGAUUAAGAAUAUUGUUACGUGAAAGCACUUAAUUCUGGAAAGAAAUCUCUUGGCAAUGCAGGACUGUUGUAAAUACUGUGUAUAUACGUAAGGGGUUGGCAGGUUUUGGAAGGGAUAUAUGACAUGUAGCUUUUUAAAAAGAUCCUCACCCUUACUAUUUAUAAACACACAUUUCCAAGAUAGGACAGCACAUUUUCACAGCGGCUAAGUGUACAUGCACAUAGACUGUGCUAAUUCUUUGCUCUACCUCUUCAACUUUUGUUUCAGAUUGUUUUGUGGUGUAUAACUGUACAUGUGUUAAUAAUGAAAAUGUUGCUGUUAAUGAUGUUUCUAAGAACUGUGACCUUUGUUAAUAAAGUACAAGCUUCAUGUGUAGAAAAUUAAA
Arvicola amphibius (Eurasian water vole) is the source of this 4080-nucleotide messenger RNA. RefSeq names its product SAS-6 centriolar assembly protein (gene Sass6). The coding region runs from base 132 to 2102 and encodes 656 amino acids. The record is from RefSeq and is a predicted model, not a curated record. NCBI's taxonomy places the organism in Eukaryota, Metazoa, Chordata, Mammalia, Rodentia, Cricetidae. Gene Ontology annotation, biological process: centriole replication. Gene Ontology annotation, cellular component: centrosome; centriole. The transcript is spliced from 17 exons.